UAACCCCGCGCCCCGGCGAUCUCUGUGAACCUUGUUUUCCUCGGCGUGGAGUGAGCGGUGACUAGGUCCUUCCUUCUGAGCAAGGGAAGCCGCGGCCAGCGGGCAGCGGCAGAGGGCAGACAUGGAGAUGACGGCGGUGAGCAUCCGCUCGGCUGAGCCUUCCCAAUCUGGGGUGGGCUUGCGUGAAAGGGGCACCUUUGUCCCCCCAUGAAGUGCCAAGUAGCCUAGCAGCAUCCCUAGCCUCUCUCUCAUGAUGGCUUUCCCUUCCCAGUUCUGCAUCCAGAACUCUGCCUUUCCUGGAAACGAAGAGGAGAAAAAUGACCAAGUUCCGGGAGGCAGUGACGUUCAUGGACGUGGCUGUGGUCUUCACAGAGGAGGAGCUGGGGCUGCUGGACUCAGUCCAGAGGAAGCUGUACCGAGAUGUGACCCUGGAGAACUUCCGGAACCUGGUUUUAGUGGGGCAUCAGUCCUGUAAACCUGAUGUGAUAUCCCAGUUGGAGAGAGAGGAAAAGCUUUGGAUGACGGAGAUCCAAACUCAAAGAGGCAGACAUUCCACAGAGAGCUCUGCAGCGGGAGUCCCUGAAGGAGACAGGUAUGAAAAUGAGCUGGAGAUUCUUCAUGAAGCAGGAGUAAGGUGCCUUUCAUUGGGAGGGUAUUCAUGCUGGCAAAUCAAGAGACAUGUUGUGAGUAAAUUAACAAAAAGUCAAGAUUCCAUGAUACAUAUUGAAGAAAAGAUGUUCCCCAAACAACCUAGUUCCCCCUGUCAGGUGGGAAUGGGAAUAUCCAUGCAGGCUAAUGUGGAAGACAGCUGUGUAAUGACUCUUACAGAGAAUCAUUCCAUUAUUAAUGAAAAUCAAGGAUUUCCAACAAGGAGAGCUCAGAAUUCUUGGAAUAAAACAUAUCUGAAUGAGACACAGAAUUAUCAGGGAAGUUGUAAGCAGAUGCUAAUGAAAAACAAGUUCUGUGUAUUUGUUCCACAGGCUAACAUCUUCAGUUAUAAUUCUCACCCCCCAGAUGAUGAUACAGCACACAAGAGAGAUCACGCUCACAGUAAGAAAGAUUGUGAUAAGGACACUGCAAAGGUGUCCCCUCUUGUCCAGUUCAGUGUAUUCCACACAGGACAGAAAACCUACCAGUGUAAUCAAUGUGAAAAAGCAUUCAGUGACUGCUCCAGUCUUGAGGUCCAUCAGCAAGAACACUUGGGAAAGAAGUCCCUUCCACAUACUACACAUCAGGAUACCAGGUUCAACUCAGCCAUUCCAGUUCAACAACACAUUCACACAGGGAAAAAACGCUAUUGGUGUCAUGAGUGUGGAAAGGGUUUUAGUCAGAGCUCAAACCUGCAAACUCAUCAGAGAGUUCACACAGGGGAGAAACCGUAUUCGUGCCUAGAAUGUGGUAAGAGCUUUAAUCAGACCUCCCACCUUUAUGCUCACUUGCCUAUUCACACAGGAGAGAAGCCUUAUAGAUGUGAAAGUUGUGGGAAGGGCUUCAGUCGUAGCACGGAUCUGAACAUUCAUUGCAGAGUUCACACUGGAGAGAAACCUUAUAAAUGCGAGAUCUGUGGAAAGGGCUUCACUCAGAGAUCACACCUUCAGGCCCAUGAGAGAAUCCACACUGGAGAGAAACCCUAUAAAUGUGCAGAUUGUGGUAAACGUUUCAGUUGUAGUUCAAAUCUCCAUACCCAUCAGAGAGUGCACACUGAAGAGAAACCAUACAAAUGUGAGGAGUGUGGGAAGUGCUUCAGUUUGAGCUUUAAUCUCCAUAGUCAUCAACGAGUCCACACAGGAGAGAAACCAUAUAAAUGUGAAGAGUGUGGUAAAGGCUUUAGCUCAGCCUCAAGUUUCCAAAGCCAUCAGAGGGUUCACACAGGAGAGAAACCGUUUCGAUGCAAUGUGUGUGGUAAAGGCUUUAGUCAGAGUUCAUAUUUUCAAGCCCAUCAAAGAGUCCACACUGGAGAAAAACCCUACAAAUGUGAGGUGUGUGGGAAGCGCUUCAACUGGAGCUUGAAUCUUCACAAUCAUCAGAGAGUCCAUACAGGAGAGAAGCCAUAUAAAUGUGAAGAGUGUGGGAAAGGUUUCAGUCAGGCCUCAAAUCUUCAAGCUCAUCAGAGUGUCCACACUGGGGAGAAGCCAUUCAAAUGUGAUGCGUGUCAGAAGCGAUUCAGUCAGAGUUCACAUCUUCAAGCCCAUCAGAGAGUCCACACUGGAGAGAAACCAUAUAAAUGUGAUACCUGUGGUAAGGCCUUCAGUCAAAGGUCAAAUCUUCAAGUCCAUCAGAUCAUUCACACCGGAGAGAAACCAUUUAAAUGUGAGGAGUGUGGGAAAGAAUUCAGCUGGAGUGCUGGGCUCAGUGCUCAUCAGAGGGUCCACACAGGGGAGAAACCCUAUAUGUGUCAGCAGUGCGGGAAGGGCUUCAGUCAGGCAUCACAUUUUCACACACAUCAGAGGGUCCACACGGGAGAGAGACCUUACAUAUGUGAUGUUUGUUGCAAGGGCUUCAGCCAGAGAUCACAUCUUGUAUAUCAUCAGAGAAUCCACGCUGGAGGGAAUCUAUAGAAGUGUGUGAUAGCCUUUGGUUAGAUGUCAUCUCUCUGUCCAUUAGAAGGUCUCUGCUGGUAGCUGUGGAAAGCUCCUUCAGAACUCAGAAGCUUCGAGGGACUGUGCCAGGAAAGCAGCUCUAUGAAAUGUUUUAAGAACUCAGUUGGGAGAUGAUCCUUUGUAAACGUCAGGUUUCACACAUAAGAGAAAACUGGUUUUAUAAAUGUGGUAAGUGGUUAAAGCAGUUUUGAAUGUCCCAGUUCUAAAGAUGAACACAACAGAAUCUUGUAUUUCAUUGGAGUCUAUGGAGAAGAGAGGGCUUAUAAAUGAAGAUUAUAUACAGGAUUCUAACAAAAGUAUGAUGGACAGAUGAAAUUGAUGUAAACUAAAACAUAACCUCCACAUGUGUGGGGUGUUUUUCACCACUGUUUCUCUACCUUGUAGAACUGCUUGGCAUGUACUAGGUGACCAGCAAUUACUCAACAAAGUGAAGAAAAUCACUAUAGUCAGGAUAAAUGUGUGAAAAUCUAGUCAGUUCCCUACUAUAAAUUCAUCACAGCAUACUCAAAAAGAAUAAUAUAAUGCUGCCAUCCACAAUAACACAAACUAAUUUCAACAAGACUUCUGAAUGGCUCCCAUCCCCCAUUCAGCCUCAUUUCAUUGCUCAGUGUCUUAUCUGUGUGAAAAGUGUACUAUUUAAUUAUUAGUUUGUAUUUUAUAGACUGAAAAGUACUGUGUUUUUCUCCCAUCUAAUUAUGGUGAAUUUAUAUAAUUGGAAAUUUUGAACCCUAAUUCAUUAAGGUACAGUUUUACCAUAACACUUUGAAAAUGUUAAAAGUAGUUACUAAUGACAAAAAAUUUUAGUAAACUUGAAUUGUUAAUAAUUGGUUUCUUCUCAUUAUUUUCUGCAAGCUGAGGUCAGAGUACCUUGUCUAUGCACGGUCUUUCUUCCAUUCAGACCUCUUUAGUUAGGGGGCUUUGCAGACUUCAAAGACAUUAAUUUUGUCACAUUCCACCCUCAUUAUUCUUGCUAAAAUAAGGGGGCAGGAAGCAGGACAAGAAACUUGAUUGAUUGAAAUUCAUUAAAUGUAACCAUUUAGAUUGUCAUUUUCAUAGCAUUCUGUGUUCAACACCUCUUUGGAGAAGUGAACAACAUUAGCUGGUCAGUAUGUAUCAAAACACCCUUUGACCUAGCAAUCCUAGCUUAGGAGAGUGUAGAUAAAGUGAGACAAAUCAUACAAAAAGAUGUUUGUAUUGAAUUUUUAAGAAAAGGAAAUAGGUAUCUAUGAAAUAUUUGAAUAAAUGCGUUCAAAUAUACAGGCACGAAAAAAUGUGAUUUAAUGGAGAGUAAUGGUGGCCUGAGAAGACCUCAGGGCGUCUUCUUAACAUUACACCAUAUUGGAAAGCUGUAUAAUUCAGCAAAGGAUUCUCUGCUCAAUCAAUACAAACAUGUCUGAGAGAGCCACACAUUGAGGUAGGACAUACUGAGGCAACAGUGAAUAUGGCAGGGGUGGGGACGCAAAGGCUAAGGACAGAAGCUGUGCCUAGUCUAGCACUUGCUGCAGACCACAAUGGACGCCAUGACAUUUAAGGAUGGAGUAGAAGCCCCACUGGGAAAACCACAGGGGCAGAGACCAACAACUGGACCUGGGCAUCACACACAUUGUGGCUAGGUCCAGGGUUGGGGUCAGGAAAGCAGUGCAGAGGACUGCAGCAUUCUACAGCCCACCAGUACCAGACAAGGAUUUCACAGAUUUGGGAACCCACCCACCCUAUCACCGCACCCUGGCUUGUUGGGUACAGAGAGAAUGCUGAAAACAACUUUCCAUCUAAGUGGGCUGUACCCAUUGUGGCCAAGUCCCCUAUGAUGACAGAGCUGUGGAUGUGUGAUCUCACUUCCCAAGACAAUCCCUCCCCCACCCAUCAAAGAUGCAGUGUAGAGGCAGCCAGGUAAACUCAGUAGCUUUGUCAGUGGCUUUUGCCUUCCAGGAAGGUGAUACUGGGAACACACAGGAGACCCAUAGCCCACCACUUCAAUCCACAGGAGUUGUGCCCUGAGACUGAGGUGACUGGCUUGCAAAAGGGACACACCACUUCCUCAGGGAAGAUGGGGUGUACCCCAGAGAUCCUGGAAACCCCAGCAGUGCAAUAAAGAACACAAAAGCUUGUGUUUCAGCACCACCUACAAGAAAACAAAGAUUUCUGCAUAUCAACCUGCUAUACAAUGAAGUGUCAAAUACAUGAAGAAAUUUUCAUUCCCACAACUGUCCAGGCAGAGAAAUAAUUCAAGCACAAUAAAUAACCAAGGUAACAAAGGAAGGAAAAUGUAACAUCUCCAGAAAAUAAAUGUAAAGAAAUGGAAGUAUGUGAUUUAUAUGACAGAGAAUUGAUUUCAGUUCUGAAAACACUCAACAGGGUAUAAAAGGCAGUUCAAUUAACUCAAAAGUCAAUGAACAAAAGGCAUGCUUCACCAAAGAGAUUGAAAGUAUUAAAAAAAAA
This is a messenger RNA of Phyllostomus discolor (pale spear-nosed bat), 5039 nucleotides long. RefSeq names its product zinc finger protein 235-like. Gene Ontology annotation, cellular component: nucleus. The record is from RefSeq and is a predicted model, not a curated record. Gene Ontology annotation, molecular function: DNA-binding transcription factor activity, RNA polymerase II-specific; RNA polymerase II cis-regulatory region sequence-specific DNA binding. The coding region runs from base 318 to 2558 and encodes 746 amino acids. Gene Ontology annotation, biological process: regulation of transcription by RNA polymerase II. The transcript is spliced from 5 exons. Lineage: Eukaryota; Metazoa; Chordata; Mammalia; Chiroptera; Phyllostomidae.